GCGACGAUUACUAUAGAAACAAUCCCACAAGGAGCCAAUAUGGGAGCUAAAAUAUUGGCAUACGAACUGCAUACAUUUUAUAUAUUUUAGAAAACAAUAAAAAAAAAAUAAUAAGUAUCAAAAUUCCCCCCAAAAAAUGUCGGAACUAAAACAUUUGCCACGAGGUGUCGCCGGACGAUUUCAUUCUGAUUGGUGUAAUCGGUGAUGUUUUAAUCACGUGGUAGUUCCUGUUUCAGCCUAACAAAAGCGUCGGUUGCCAUGACAACUUUGGAAGAAGAUAGAAAUCGUUUCAAAUCUUCCACAUCCGAUUUAAAUCCAUUGAUCAUCGAUUUAGAGAAGGGAAAUAAAACGGAAAUCGUAGAAGAGAAGGAAGAACAACCAGAAGUCGAUAUUGUGAUCAAUAAUGUUGUCUGUAGCUUUAAUGUGCGAUGUCAUCUAAAUUUAAGGAGGAUUGCCCUCCAUGGAAAAAAUGUUAUAUAUAAGAAAGAAAAUGGAAUGUUAUCAAUGAAGUUGAGAAACCCUUACACUACUGCUUCCAUCUGGUCAUCAGGGAAAAUUUCUUGUACAGGUGCUACAAGUGAAGAGAUGUCGAAGGUUGCAGCAAGAAAAUAUGCUCGAGUGUUACAGAAAUUAGGUUUUCAAGUGCGUUUCACCAACUUUAGAGUCGUAAAUGUAUUAGGAACUUGUAUCAUGCCUUUUGGUAUUCACAUUGUUAAUUUUUCCCAGAAACAUAGAAAAUUUGCAAGUUAUGAACCAGAAUUGCAUCCAGGCGUUACUUAUAGAAUUAGUGAUUUAAAGGCUACCUUAAAAAUAUUUUCUACAGGAAGCAUCACAGUAACAGCACGCAAUGUGGCAAACGUACAGGCGGCGAUCGAGCACAUAUUUCCAUUAAUUUACGAACACAGGAAAGAACUGGACCCUAACAAUCUGGCGAAGAACGGAAGGUCAAAGCAUCUAGUGCAUCUAAAAAAAGAACAGUUUACCUUCUCGGAGGAAGACGACGACGAAGAGGAGGACGAAUUAGUCGAAUCCGAUCAAAGUUGGGAUUGAUUAGGACCAUUUUGUACAUGGAAUAUCUAUAAAAUUUAUAUACGUAGAUGACAAUUUCAUAUAUAUAUAUACACACAGUAAAUAUAUAUAUAUAUAAUUAUUAUUAUAUGAUUAUAAAAAUUUUUUUUAUUACCGGCUGGACUCAGCCUGAUUCUCAGGAUUAUUUACUGUCCAAAGUAGUUUAUGUAAAAAUCAAUCCACGUAAACCUUAAAGAAAUAGUAGACGAGGAGUUUUGUGCCCAUAUCAAAGCAUGCCCCAGUCUUUAGUUUCCAACCCAGCACUUGCAGAUUCUUAACAUUCAUUUAUAGAGAUUGUUACAAAAAUGGAUUCCUUGAGUGACUAAAUAUCAAACAUUCCUUUUUUUUUCCUUUAAAAAAAUAUGAGGACAGAAUUGUCGGAACAAAGUACAGGUCUUGGUUAAUUUAACUUCACCCACAAAUUCAUUAUUCCAUUAUGUUGUCUGCUCAUUGUACAUCAUUGUAUAUUAUUUACUCAUGAUGCAUUCGGUUAAUAAAUUUGGUCUGUCCAAUUUAUUGUUUAAAGAAUAAUAGUUUCUUUUAAUUGCUAGCCAACAUUACAACUUCCUUACGGAAAGACUACCUGCACACUUUUUGAUAUUAUACUGUUGAGACAAAUACAAAAACCAAUCUGCUCUGAUUUUUUCAUACAAAACAAACGACCAAAUAUAGCAAACUUAGCUAAUUAUGUUGCGAGAUUGUAUAUGAAGAGAGUGAGAAAGGGUUACGUGUGGAGUUUUCUGUGUGCUUGUAACACUUAUAUGGGGACCGGACUGUCUUACCAUUGUCUCAUCUUGCCUGCUAACCUGAAAAGAACUACAGAUAAACUCAUCCAUGAUUCUCUUUGCUUUUGGAGAGAAAAGAACAGAAUUUAUUCAGAUUACAGCAUUAUAUCCCUUUUGCACUGUAAUUUUCAAGCCAGUUGGUUUCAUUUGCAUUGCAUUCUUUAACUUAAAUCACCUUCAAUGAGGUCCACCACAAGUUCAGGAACAAGUAAAUAGUGUAUUAGACAAGUUAAACUUUCAUUAGGGAAAGUUGAUGCAUUGUUAUAUAAUAUGAUUUGGAUGCAAAAAGACAUCAAAGGUUGAUAAAGGAAAGAAAGAGAAAAUAAAAGUGCCCAAACAUUGUGUAGAUUUACAAGAAAUUUCUGGACGGAGUGAACUUUGCAGACAAGAAGGUAACUAUCAAAAUGGGCAGGAAAUCUAAAAUAAUUCGUUAUUUGACAAAACUUCAACCCAAAUUCAGAAACGAAGUCGAUCAGCUCGAGGAAAUCUGUCCUACUAGGACUUAUCGGAACCUUUUCAAACGAGAAGGAUACCUGUCACACCUCAAAAAUGGAGGAGAGAAGAUCGACAGUAAAAGAGCAACCACUUACCACACAACAUGCAUGAAAAAAUGCUGAAAACAAUGCAAAGGAACAUUGACAAUCAAAUGUCAUGCCAAGUCACACAAACAACAGACAAACUAUGCAUUCUUUUAAAAGUAGAUUUUCUAAUUCCCCAACCAAUUCAACUGCUGGUAUGCAUUCAUCUACGUGAUAUGUGCUUUUGUAUCAUUGACACAGAUUGGGAUUUAUUUGUCCAAUGGCUUAUUCAUUAAAAAAAACGUACAAUUACUGCAUAUAAGUUUUAAAACUACAGUGUAUAAAGUAUAUUUGACUCACUUUUGCAAAAAAAAAAUAUAUAUAUAUAUAUAUAGCCUAUAUAUUAAUUACAAUUCUGCUUCAAAGGAUUAAAAUGUAACGUAAUGUAUAACGAGCAAUUAAAAUUGCAGACCAGUAAGUGGGAACUAUAUACACAUUGAAUGAAUCUGUUUAUCGUUGUCGGAAUUAGCACGAACCAAAAAAGCAAUUUAAAAUACGUUUACGGUAAUUGAAAUUUUACUUGUCUGUAUCUACGGGUUCUAGUUUCUAGAAAAAUCUAGCAACGAGUUGCGUAACUUUACCGGCUGUUAAGAAA
This is a messenger RNA of Centruroides sculpturatus (bark scorpion), 3026 nucleotides long. Its product is annotated as TATA box-binding protein-like protein 1. The record is from RefSeq and is a predicted model, not a curated record. NCBI's taxonomy places the organism in Eukaryota, Metazoa, Arthropoda, Arachnida, Scorpiones, Buthidae. The transcript is spliced from 6 exons. Gene Ontology annotation, molecular function: DNA binding; general transcription initiation factor activity. Bases 259 to 1050 code for a protein of 263 amino acids. Gene Ontology annotation, biological process: DNA-templated transcription initiation.